Caenorhabditis elegans is the source of this 2266-nucleotide messenger RNA. It is a transcript of the gene dct-17, whose product is annotated as CUB-like domain-containing protein. Bases 4 to 2223 code for a protein of 739 amino acids. The transcript has 12 exons. Lineage: Eukaryota; Metazoa; Nematoda; Chromadorea; Rhabditida; Rhabditidae. The record is from RefSeq and is marked reviewed.
ACCAUGUCGGCUCGAUUUGUUGCAUUCCUGUUAAUCACUUCAAAUUUAAUUAUAUUGUCUAAAACUGACGAUGACUUCACAUGUCCUACAAUCCAUAUUACCAAAGACACCGGGAUGACUGGAGCAAUCCCAGCUGGAGCCACGUCAAUGACUAAAAUUCCGGCUGGAACUGACUGUACAUACAUUUUUGAUAUUCCCAAGGGAUUUGCAAUAAAAAUGGAAACGUCAGCAGUGUACGAUGUCUCGCCUGGUGAUUCUAUAAAAUUCGAUUAUUUUUAUAUUUCUUCACCAGCCGAAAAGGAAGUCGAAUAUGCUGUCAACCAGACACUACCAUAUGAAGUUAUCUCUAAAACUGGAAAUUUGACAUUUUUCGCAACUUACACAUACAUUGACAUGACAAAUUAUCAACAAGUAAUCAAGCCAACUGGAACUUACUUCAAUGCAACACUUGAGACUGAUAAAUAUUUCACUGUUCAAGCAGCUGAUAACGAUCAGGUAGUCUUGAAAUAUGGGUCACGUCAGACUGGAUUUGUCGAUACAAGUAUCUACGAGGUUUUCGUUUUCGAUGGAAAUGAUAUUUUGAAUUCGAAAUACUUGGGAAGAUUGACAGAGUUGUAUCGCAGACCCCAAUAUGAUGUUUCCUCAACUUCAAACACUUUGACACUUUUGGAUUUGUAUGGAAUGCCAUCGGAUUCAUUGCUUUUGGGAAAUGAUGCAUCAACCGUCGAAAAUAUGGGUCAAUAUUCGGUUUUUGUGAUUGACUCUGAUAAGGAAUUGGACGGAUACAUGGGUAAUUAUGAACUUGAGCCUGAUUCGUGGUACACAUUCAUUUGUAAUGAUUGCUCGAGCUUCACAAUUGGGGCAAUGACGUUUGACAGGAAAUUUGAGAAUGCAUCGGGAUAUAUCGAAGUUCAAGGAAUGUCUCCGACUCAAAAAUUGCAGCCAGUACUUAAAUAUCCAUAUUCCACCAAUUCAAACAGCAGUUUCCCACAACUUAUUCCAUCUCCAAUGGCUACCUUCCAUAUUCACAAUGCUUCUGUCACUUUUGUAGUAAAGCCUGGAGUUCCCCAAAACGAUUUUGCGGCAGCACCAGGGCAAUCAAGAUCAGUCUACUCUCCACAAAUUUGGAAUCCUGCCGCGGAACCAAAGUUUGAUUACACUUUUUCGGAUCCAGUGAAAGUCUACAAUUUCUCCAUUAAUCUUCAAACAGUGAAGCUGGAAAAUGAUGGAGAUGAGCUGGAUGUGCAAGUAGGAUCUGUUGAUGGUCUCACAACUUUAGACAAGAAAUACAACAAAGACACUAAAAGCGACGCUUAUUUAUCAGGGAUCGGAAGAUACUUAAACUUGAAGUAUACAGGAUCGAAGACAUCAGAAGUCAUUCUUAACUUUGUUAUGAUCGAUCGAUUGAAUCCUGAUGGAACAACUCAGAGCCCUGGAACUACAGUAGUUCCUUCGGGAAGCUUUUCAACUGCACCGAUAGUUACCUCAGUCUCAACACGAGCUACUCGAGUGAGUUCUAGCACUGCACCAGUUGUUUCCACCGUUACAAGCACCAUUACAUCACAAUCCAUUGUUACCACAAAUAAGUCAUCUUCACCAAUCACAUCAAAAACUACCACUAGCAUAAAUGUGAGUAGUUCAACCACAAAAUCAACAAGGCCCAUGCAAAGUACAACGACUUACCAAAAACUGGCACAGGCUAGUUCAACUGCAUCCACCACCCCAAUCCCCAUAACAACACAAAAUAUUUCCACUGCCUCUAUCGCAACACCUUCUACAAAAACCCCAAUCACUCCUUCUCUCAUAACUACAAGAUCUUCCACAACAAAACUAUCACCAAUUGUCAUCACAAAAUCUAGUCUUGCCUACACAGCUACACCUACUUCCGCAGCGCCGUCUACUUCAGCUUUAACAAUUACCACUCAUACAACCCCAAUUCCCGGUGUCUUAACUUCUAAAACUACCUCGAAAACUGUUGAUCUCACAACUGCAACUCAAUCGGUUCAAACUCCUAUAUCUACCGACCCAAUUCUACACCACACAACACCUUCUUCCUUCACAAUUGGCACUACCCAAUUUUUCACAGAAAUCAGCACUGUUAAUCCAAAACGUUUGACGGGCUCCACCGCAACAAGUGUUCACGUGGAAACAACAACGAAAGGAACAUCAUCUCUAUUCUCUGCUGGUUUUCUAAUCAUUGUCAUUUCAGCUUUAACGCUAUAAUAUCAACAAAAACAUGUUUAUUUUAUUUUAAUAAAAAUUUAUU